CACAUGGUGACCCGGGAGCCCUCUGAGGACGUCCCUGCAGGCACAGAGCCUGGCCUGACCACCGAGGGGCACCCGGAGAACCAGAGCUGAGGACGCGGGGUGUGCCUUCAGCCCGUCCUGGACACCAGGGAGGAGGCUGGAGCAUCUCACGCCUGUGUCACCCAUGGAGCUGCAGGCUCAGGGGACCUCUGGCCAGCCCGGAUUGCCAGCUGGGGAGAGGCCCUGGGCCUAGACCUGUGAGGAGGCCGCGGCAGAUGCCCCCAGGCUGCGGGGGCUCCCGAGUGGGCGGCAGGACCACGGCUCCAGAGGAGGACGAUGCCGGCCAAGGGGCGCUACUUCCUCAACGAGGGUGAGGAGGGCCCCGACCAGGCCGCGCUCUACGAGAAGUACCGCCUCACCAGCCAGCACGGGCCGCUGCUGCUCAUGCUGCUUGCCGUGGCCGGGGCCGCCUGCGUGGCGCUGGUGGCCAUCACUUUCAGCCACGGGGACCCCUCCAGACAGCAGGCUGUCCUGGGCACGGCCUCCUUGGCCUUGGCUGUGUUCGUGGCUCUGUAUGUGCUGGUGUACAUCGAGUGCCUCGUCCGGAGGUGGCUCAGGGCCCUGGCGCUGCUGGCCUGGGCCUGCCUGGUGACGCUGGGCUACGUGCUGGUUCUGGAUUCCUGGAGGAGGGCAGCCUGUGCGUGGGAGCAGGUGCCCUUCUUCCUGUUCGUGGUCUUCGUGGUGUACACGCUGCUGCCCUUCAGCACACGGGGGGCCGUCGCCGUGGGGGUGCUGUCCACCGUCUCUCACCUGCUGGUGUGUGCUGCUCUGAUGGGGUUCUUCGCGACCCCCAGCGCCUGGAUGGGGCUGCAGCUGCUGGCCAAUGCCACCAUCUUCCUGUGUGGGAACUUUGCGGGUGCCUUCCACAAGCACCAGAUGCAGGACGCGUCCCGGGACCUCUUCACCUACACCGUCAAGUGCAUCCAGAUCCGCCGGAAGCUGCGCAUUGAAAAGCGCCAGCAAGAGAACCUGCUGCUGUCGGUGCUGCCCGCCCACAUCUCCAUGGGCAUGAAGCUGGCCAUCAUCGAGCGGCUCAAGGAGCAUGGGGACCGCCGCUACAUGCCCGACAACAACUUCCACAGCCUCUAUGUCAAGCGGCACCAGAACGUCAGCAUCCUGUACGCGGACAUCGUGGGCUUCACRCGGCUGGCCAGCGACUGCUCCCCCAAGGAGCUGGUGGUGGUGCUGAACGAGCUCUUCGGCAAGUUCGACCAGAUCGCCAAGGCCAACGAGUGCAUGCGGAUCAAGAUCCUGGGUGACUGCUACUACUGCGUGUCCGGCUUGCCGGUGUCCCUGCCCACCCACGCCCGGAACUGCGUGAAGAUGGGGCUGGACAUAUGUGAGGCCAUUAAGCAGGUACGGGAGGCCACCGGUGUGGACAUCAGCAUGCGAGUGGGCAUACAUUCUGGGAACGUGCUGUGCGGGGUCAUCGGGCUGCGCAAGUGGCAGUACGAUGUGUGGUCCCAUGACGUGUCCCUGGCCAACAGGAUGGAGGCGGCUGGAGUCCCUGGCCGGGUGCACAUCACAGAGGCCACGUUGAAUCACCUGGACAAGGCGUAUGAGGUGGAGGAUGGACAGGGGCAGCAGCGAGACCCUUACCUGAAAGAGAUGAACAUCCGCACCUACCUUGUCAUCGACCCCCGGAGCCAGCAGCCGCCCCCGCCCAGCCCACACCUGCCCAAGCCCCGGGGGGACGCGGCCUUGAAGAUGCGGGCUUCCGUGCGCAUGACCCGCUACCUGGAGUCCUGGGGGGCUGCUCGGCCCUUUGCGCACCUCAGCCACCGUGAGAGUGUGAGCAGCAGUGAGACCCCUGUCCCCAAUGGGCGGAGACCUAAGGCCAUUCCUCUGCGGCGCCACCGGAUCCCUGACAGGAGCGCAUCCCCCAAGCGGCGGUCAGAAGAUGACUCCUAUGACGAUGAGAUGCUCUCAGCCAUCGAGGGGCUCAGCUCCACGAGGCCCUGCUGCUCCAAGUCUGACGACUUCUACACCUUUGGRUCUAUCUUCCUGGAGAAGAGCUUUGAGCGUGAGUACCGCCUGGCCCCCAUCCCUGGGGCACGUCAUGACUUCGCCUGCGCCAGCCUCGUCUUCGUCUGCAUCUUGCUCGUCCACGUCCUAGUGAUGCCCAGGAUGGCAGCUCUGGGUGUGUCCUUCGGGCUGGUGGCCUGCCUGCUGGGGCUGGUGCUAGGCCUGUGCUUUGCCUCUGAGUUCCUGAGGUGCUGCCCAGCCUGGGGGACGCUCCAGGCCAUCUCUGAGCGGGUGGAGACCCAGUCCCUGCUGAGGCUGUCCCUGGCUGUGCUGACCAUUGGCAGCCUGCUCAUCGUCGCCAUCGUCAACUUGCCACUGAUGCCUUUCCCAGCUCCAGCGCUGCCUGGUGGCAAUGAGACGAGCCUGUGGGCCACAAGCAGCAGUAGAAACAGAACUGUGUGUGAGCUCCUGCCGUAUUACACCUGCAGCUGCAUCCUGGGUUUUAUCUCCUGCUCCGUCUUCUUGCGCAUGAACCUGGAGCUGAAGGUCGUGCUAUUGACAGUGGCGCUGGUGGCCUACCUGGUGCUCUUCAAUCUCUCCCUCUGUUGGAAGGGUGACUGCUGUGGCCCCGGUCUGGGCAACCUCACCAAGACCAACAGCACCUUCAGUAMCACUGGCUGUUCUCUGAGUGACCUGAAGACCAUGAUCAACUUCUACCUGGUCCUGUUCUACGCCACCUUCGUCAUGCUCUCCAGACAGAUUGACUAUUAUUGUCGCCUGGACUGUUUGUGGAAGAAAAAGUUCAAGAAAGAACAUGAAGAAUUUGAAACUAUGGAGAAUGUGAACCGCCUUCUCCUGGAGAAUGUGCUGCCGGCCCAUGUGGCUGCCCACUUCAUCGGCGACAAGCUGAAUGAGGACUGGUACCAUCAGUCCUACGACUGUGUGUGUGUCAUGUUUGCAUCUGUGCCGGAUUUCAAAGUGUUCUACACAGAGUGCGAUGUCAACAAAGAAGGGCUGGAGUGUCUGCGCCUGUUAAAUGAGAUCAUCGCUGACUUUGAUGAGCUGCUGUUAAAGCCCAAGUUCAGUGGCGUGGAGAAGAUCAAGACCAUUGGCAGCACCUACAUGGCAGCUGCGGGGCUCAGCGUCCCCUCAGGGCAUGAAAACCAGGACCUGGAUCGACAGCAUACCCACAUAGGUGUCAUGGUAGAAUUCAGCACUGCCCUGAUGAGCAAGCUGGAUGGCAUCAACAGGCACUCCUUCAAUUCCUUCCGCCUCCGAGUUGGCAUAAACCAUGGGCCUGUGAUUGCUGGAGUAAUUGGGGCACGAAAACCUCAAUAUGACAUCUGGGGAAACACAGUCAACGUUGCCAGCCGCAUGGAGAGCACUGGAGAGCUUGGGAAAAUCCAGGUUACUGAAGAGACAUGCACCAUCCUCCAGGGACUAGGUUACUCUUGUGAGUGCCGGGGACUGAUCAAUGUCAAAGGCAAAGGCGAGCUGCGGACUUACUUUGUGUGUACAGCAGACACUGCCAAGUUCCAAGGGCUGGGGCUGAACUGAGGGCUUCUGGUGUAGCCAGAACACACUGGGAAGUCAGUUUCCUGCCCUGAGCCAGCCAAGGAGAGACUUGGCCCUAUGCCAGUGGCAAAGGCAUUCAAACAGGUUGUAGCCGUUGCCACCUCCUGGCCAAUGGCUUUGUGUGGCUUCUCUGGGCUUGCACUAAAGGGUCACUUAGACAUACACCAGAUCCUGCCUGAGUGACUGCUGGGUUGUGACCUGGGGCAGCAGGUGGGGCCUCUGUGCAGUCAGUCUGUAACAGUGUCUAGGUAGAUGGAAGAGGAUCACUGGGAGGUUGUGCUUGUGACUUUGAGAACUUUGUUCCCAGGGUGGUAUGGAGGUGCUCAGAGGAUGACUAAGGCAGAUAUCCACUUUGGUGACCUGUAAGCAUGUGCAAGGAAACUCACUUUUUCUAGGUACUUAGCCAAGCCGCCUGGCAUGGGCUGGAGCCGCCCUUCUCCCUAGCAGGGCUGGCUCUGGGCUUGUUUUUCACAUAAGCAUUCUGGUAAAUGGAGUUGACAUGUGUGAAAUCGUUAUGCUGACACGAAACAAACGGUAGAGAAAACCUGUAAAUGACACUUGCUAUUUCUUGUCAUCUUUGGCAUGCGUUUGCUUUGAAUGGAUACAUUAUUGGGGUUUCAUCCUUACUAACGACUUCUUAGACCCUAGACAAAACUCUCCUCCUUCCAGUGAAUUUUUUAGUCAAUGACUCAUGUAUGCAAGACUACUGUCCAGUGUCAGUGUGUGGAUAAGCUUGGCUGUAGGGACAGAGUUCCAAGGAAAGCAGAUCACAGAAAGUAGCAGUGGCACAGGUUUGUCUCUGAACCAGGCAACCUUGAUGCAAGCCUUCUGAUCAGGUUCAGUAAGCUGAAAGCCUAGAAUGGGGGUACAGUCAUGUGCUCCUCCCUGACCACUCAUGCAUUUUUACCUCUGCCCUGCAGUCUUCACCGUAUCUUGCUUUUCUUAGUAUAGUGAGAACCUGGACAACCUGCAGCUCGUGUCUCCCUUUCUUUAGUCUGCAUAGCUAACUAUGAAGAGCUUUAAAACCAGAGGAUCUACUUUUCAUGAGAUGUGUCGAGGUUCCUAUUCCUGGAAGCCAGCCCCUCAUAAAUGCUGAGAUGUUCUUGCUCUAAACCAAAUGAGUCUUGACGCCAGCUUUGUGAAAUGGCGUCUUAUGGUGCUUCAACUCCACAGGGAGCCAAAGAAGUCUACCUGUUUCAAGGUGAGAAAUAACCAAACUGCCUGCUCCUGCUCGGAAAUGACUUCACUGCUACCUUACAGCCAGAGCCUCCCUAGGAUCCAACACCACUGAGUUUCACUACAUUGCAGGAGAUCCGUAACUAAAAGUCAUCCACAACCCCCUGCUCCCGCCCCCGAAAUUAUUCAUAAAAUCUUACUGGAGCCUUCAAAAGAUUAUACAGGGUUGUAGCAGUGACUACCAGCUAGGUUUACCCGUGACUGGAGAUCCUGGAUGCUGCUUGCCACCCUUAUUGCAGAGCAGCGUAUAGCCAAGUGGUGUUGGAGGGGAUCAAAAUGUAACCUGUCUGCUGUGUUGUCUUGUGGGGCUUUAUCUGCCUGAGGAAGGCGGGGGGCUGAUCUAAUUUGUAAAAGGUGCUGGGGUGGGCUUGUGGCAGUCUGAUGUAUUGCAUACAAUCGGAAUCAGUAUGCAUUUGUUAUAAGAAUUUGCUUUCUGAAGGAAUUUUCUGACAAAAAUGAUGGUAAGGGAAAAAAGCCUUCUUUGACCCUGACAUUUCAAGUAAGGGCUGAUUUCAGGUGAAUACUAUACUGAAAUCUGUGUUCUCAAAACCUAGCAGUGUCUAGAGCUCCCCUGAAGAAUCCAGAAGGUUUUUAUUGCUGAUGAAAGGUAGACAUGUCAGUACAUUGGCCUCAAAUUUCUACUUUCAAUAUUCAAGUUACUUUUUUCCUUCAGUAACAGAAUCCCCAGACAGGAGUUUUCAAUUAAAGUGUUGUGCUCAGAUAAGAAUAUUUUAAUGUUCAGGUUGUGACCACAAAAAUCACUUGCAGUUUUUUUUUUUUUAAAUCUGAUAGGAAUAAAUAUCUUUUCUAUGGGUUGAGCACUUGCUUAAAAAUUUCUACUAAGGCAGCGUCACUGCUACCGAAAAUUAACACUGAUGUCUUCUGAUUUACUUACCAAGGAAAUUUCCCAACAAAACAGAUGAUCAUUACCCACUGUAUACUUUGUGUAUAUAAUAGGUCUUUGUAUAGAAAUUUGCUCACAGUGCAUGCAAAUAACAAGGAUUUGUUCUGUAUAUUGAAUAUUUGUAGAUCUAUAAUAUUUGCUUUAAAUCCUUUAUUUUUGUAAACUGCCAGUGAUAGGCUGCUUUUCAUACAUUAAAUUAGCAAUGUGGAAAACCUGAACGUCUCAAGGUGUUCUGAUUCAAAAUAUCCUUUUGAUCUUUAGGAACUUACUUAAGCCAAGUAGAUCUAAGUGAAGGAUGGUCCAAAAUUAUAUUUUAGAAAUAAAACACCUGAUUUAAAAAGAAAAAAAAGUUCAAAUAGGUUUUUUUAACUUUAACACAAACUAGGUCAUGUUUUAACUUCCUCAAGAGAAUCAAUUUUCCUUUACAAAAUGGAUUUUCUGAAUUUUUACAGAACUCUGUAUUGAACUUUAUGCUAUGUUUUUUUUUUUUUUUUUUAAUUUCAU
Messenger RNA from Urocitellus parryii (Arctic ground squirrel), 6223 nucleotides. It is a transcript of the gene Adcy7, whose product is annotated as adenylate cyclase 7. Gene Ontology annotation, biological process: cAMP biosynthetic process; adenylate cyclase-inhibiting G protein-coupled receptor signaling pathway; intracellular signal transduction. NCBI's taxonomy places the organism in Eukaryota, Metazoa, Chordata, Mammalia, Rodentia, Sciuridae. Gene Ontology annotation, cellular component: plasma membrane. The record is from RefSeq and is a predicted model, not a curated record. Gene Ontology annotation, molecular function: adenylate cyclase activity.